UCAGCUGCCGACGUCGUUAAUGUUUGUCGUCACUGAAGCAGUUGAUUCUGCUAACAAUCCGGCUCCGGGCAUUUUUUAUCUUGUAAAAUGCGAUAUAAUUGUGAUAAUAUUAUAAUAUUUGUUGUAUUAUGUGUUGGUAUAGGCACCCGUGGAAUUGUGUCAUUGAGCUCGUAUUCAGGAGCAUCGACACCGCCUUUGUUUGGUGAUUAUGAAGCACAGAGGCAUUGGCAAGAAAUAACAUAUAAUCUCCCAUCUAAUCAGUGGUAUUUGAACAGUACUGAUAACGAUCUACUUUAUUGGGGCAUUGAUUAUCCUCCUUUGACUGCAUAUCAUAGUUUAUUUGUUGGAAUCAUUGCAAAUAGAAUUAAUUCAAGUUAUGUCCGGUUAUAUGAUUCUCGUGGGUUUGAAUCUGUUGAGCAUAAAAGCUUUAUGCGCCUUACAGUACUUGCGGCCGAUUUCAUUAUUUAUAUUCCGGCUUGUGUGAUUGUUUUGACAUCUUUAAAACCAUAUAUAUCUACAGAACAUUUAUUGCCGUCUUUGGUGUUAUUAGUUUUGUACCCUGGUCAAGUGCUAAUAGACAAUGGACACUUUCAGUACAAUAAUGUAUCUCUUGGAUUAUUUAUUUAUUCAGUUGCAUGCAUAAUACAAAAUCGAUAUAACUGGGCCAGCCUUUUUUUUACCUUAUCCAUAAAUUACAAACAAAUGGAAUUAUAUCAUGCAUUGCCCAUUUUUGUUUAUCUCCUUAAGUCAUCGUUUUUGGAAAAAUCGUCAAUUCUACGAAGAGCUCUGCGGGCUGUCCAUUCACUUAAGGGCUUAUUUAUGGCAACAUGAGCCUGGUGGUGUUUUUACCUGUUUGGAUGUCAAUAAACGCUCCAUAUUUUUGAGUUUCUCCCGAUAUGAG
Lucilia sericata (common green bottle fly) is the source of this 901-nucleotide messenger RNA. It is a transcript of the gene gny, whose product is annotated as probable dolichyl pyrophosphate Man9GlcNAc2 alpha-1,3-glucosyltransferase. The record is from RefSeq and is a predicted model, not a curated record. Gene Ontology annotation, biological process: protein N-linked glycosylation. Gene Ontology annotation, molecular function: dolichyl pyrophosphate Man9GlcNAc2 alpha-1,3-glucosyltransferase activity. The transcript is spliced from 2 exons. The coding region runs from base 88 to 831 and encodes 247 amino acids. Gene Ontology annotation, cellular component: endoplasmic reticulum membrane. Lineage: Eukaryota; Metazoa; Arthropoda; Insecta; Diptera; Calliphoridae.